Molecule: messenger RNA, 671 nt
Organism: Papilio machaon (common yellow swallowtail)
Lineage: Eukaryota; Metazoa; Arthropoda; Insecta; Lepidoptera; Papilionidae
Product: ER degradation-enhancing alpha-mannosidase-like protein 3
Exons: 4
Coding region: 207-671 (154 amino acids)
Biological process (GO): mannose trimming involved in glycoprotein ERAD pathway; carbohydrate metabolic process; endoplasmic reticulum mannose trimming
Cellular component (GO): endoplasmic reticulum; membrane
Molecular function (GO): mannosyl-oligosaccharide 1,2-alpha-mannosidase activity; calcium ion binding
Source: RefSeq, a predicted model, not a curated record
UCCAGGAAAACCCUGGACUUAAGUAUAGUUUAGUGACUUUAGUGAAAGAGACUAACAUUUCCUUCGUUUCAUAUUAAUUUAGAAAUGUAAACUUGCCAUUUUUAACCAAACGAAUUAUUAAUAAUUUUAUUUGUGUUUACUCUUAUGACAUUAUUAAUUAUUAUUACUUCUAAGAGUACUAGUCAUAUAAAAAUAUUGUGAUAGUAAUGGCAUAUUGUCCAGUCCUGUUAGUUUUUAUUUUAGCAUUCGUUUGUGUAAGUACUGAAGAUGAACCUGUUCCCUCACAGAUGACAAAAGCAGAGAGGAUUCAACUAAGGGAGGAGGCAAGAAGCAUGUUCUACCAUGCUUACGAUGCCUACAUGGAUAAUGCAUAUCCAGCGGAUGAGUUGAUGCCGCUCAGCUGUAAGGGUCGAUGGCGAGGAGUUACGCCCAGUCGGGGGGAUAUGGAUGAUGUACUUGGAAAUUUCUCGCUGACAUUGGUGGACAGUUUGGACACGUUGGUGGUGAUGAGUGAUUUCUCCGAGUUCAACCGUGCGGUGAGGCUCGUGUUGCGUGACGUCAGCUUCGACCACGACAUCAUCGUCUCUGUCUUCGAGACCAACAUAUGGAUGCUCGGCGUUGUAACAAAAACUGCCUCGGAAUGCUGCCGAAUGGUGCUUAGGACAGAGUAG